This is a messenger RNA of Diaporthe batatas, 447 nucleotides long. RefSeq lists its product as uncharacterized. Bases 1 to 447 code for a protein of 148 amino acids. NCBI's taxonomy places the organism in Eukaryota, Fungi, Ascomycota, Sordariomycetes, Diaporthales, Diaporthaceae. The transcript is spliced from 2 exons. The record is from RefSeq and is a predicted model, not a curated record.
AUGCUCUGCCCGGGGCGCAUCUCAAAUCAUUUCCAAGCUUGUCAGAGAUGUCCAGCCUAUCCGACAUCCGAACUCUUCGCGAGCCCUUCUGUUUCUCCUGCAAGCCUGCAAAAGCACGUGCCCCCAUUCUCACGACAUCCAAUGUUUGGUCCCAUGCCUCCUGUGUCCAAGCUCCCAGUUGCCGAGACUGCGUUUGCUGGCGACUAUCGAGGCACUAUGAGCCGUUUGCCCAUGGUCUUGCGAGUGCGCGAGUGCGCGAGUGUGGGUCAACUGGCCUGCUUGUACUACCUUGCCACCACCCAAGCUGCCACGACCGGGCGACCGGCUGCCCAGGACCUUCGCGCGUGCCUGUGGGUGGACUUCGACGAGGGUCCAAGGUCCGGUCCCCUCGCCACGCUCGAGAAGGCAGGCACUGGCUCUGGGGGGGGGGCACCCACCUCGAUCUGA